UUGGGCCAGUUUUGGGGUAGUUUUCAUUCUUCGUCGAACAUCCCCCCUCUCUCGGGGGCCGGGCCCGACGUGCCCCGAGCCCCGAGCGGCCGCCGCCCUCCCCAGGGCCAGCCGCUUCCUGGUCUGCCACGGCGACGCGGACGCCGUCGUCCGGCCCGGCUGCGGCGGCGCGGUGCGGCAGGCCCUCGAGGCCGCCGGCACGCCGGUGAGCUUCCACUCCUACCCUGGCCUGGGGCACGGCUCUUGCGAGGCGGAGCUGAAGCACCUGGAGGGUUUCCUGCGGGAGACGUUGUUUUGGGUGAAGACGUUAUCCCCGGUGAAGACGUUAUUCCUUGUGAAGACGCUACUCCGGGUGAAGACGCUAUUCCUGGUGAAGACGCUAUUCCCGGUGAAGACGCUACUGCCGGUGAAGACGCGAUUCCUUGUGAAGACGCGUUCUACGGACACAGACAGCACUUCCCUUAUGAAGACGCUAUUCCCUGUGAAGACGCAAUUCGGGGUGAAGACGCAAUGCCGGGUGAAGACGCUAUUUUGGGUGAAGACGCUAUUCUCUAUGAAGAUGCUAUUCCGGGUGGAGACGCCAUUCCCGGUGAAGACGCGAGCGGUGCGCGGCGGGCCGCGCUUCGACGCUUUCCCGAGACCGCUUGAGGCGGAGGUGUGCCGCAGGCCCUCCGAGGGGCACCGCGGGGCGAUGGAGAGCUCGGGCCGCCGCAGGCGCGCGGCAGCGGCGCUCGCCGCCCUGGCCACAGCGGUGGUGGCGCCGCUGGGCUUCACCGCCGCGCCGCGGCAGCAGCGCCCGGCGGGGCUCGCGCGGGCGCCGCCGGCGGUGGCCUCCUCGAGCCUGCGCCCAGUGGCGGCUGCGAGCCCGCGCGACGGGACGAGGGUGUCGAUGGGCCCCCGCUUCCAGGGCAUCAGCUCCCCCAUGAGACAGGACAAGCUGGAGGCAAAGAUGGGAUUGUACCAGUACGAGUUUGAGGAGGACGGCGGGAUGUAUGACAUUAUCAAGUACCCUCUGCUUACGGAGAAGGCCUGCAUGCUGAUGGAAGAGUAUAACACCUACACCUUUCUCGUCGACCGCCGCGCCAACAAGCCACAGAUCCGAGCUGCAGUGGAGACCGUCUUCGGCGUGAAGGUGAAGAAGUGCAACACGCUGAUCCCCAUGGCCAAGUUCACCAGGGAGUUCGGCAGGAAGAUCGGGAGGAAGUCGGUGUACAAGAAGGCCAGUACGCAGCAGCAGGAGCUGCUCGGCGGCGCGGAGUUCCGGCGUCUGCCGGGCGGCAGUCCGUCGGGCGGCGGUGACGUCAACGGCCUGGCCGCGGACCUCGAGCAGGAGAAGGCGCGCACCGCGGAGCUGGAGCGGCGCCUCGCCGCUGCGGUGCUCGCCAGCAGGGUGCCCGGCGGCACGGCCAGCGCCUCCGCGAGGCCCUCGCAGGCGCCCAACCGCGCCACGUCCCACGGCCCCAGCCGCGUGAACAAGGAGCUCGAUGCCCGCUUGAGCCGCGCCGAGCGCGCGCUCGGCGCCGCGAGCAGCCUGGGCCCGCCCAAGGUCUGAGCGGGGCCGCUCCGAGCAGCCGCCUGCCGCACGGAGGAGAGCCGCAGUCAGGAAGGAUCUUUCCGAUCGCAUCAAUUGAGCUGUUUGGAAGGUGCUGUUUGGUGAUGUGGGUGUGAUCGCCAAUGGACUCAGGCUGUCUGGUAGAGGAAUUUGUGCCUGUUGUGCGUGCCAGGCAUGCUCAAUAACGGGCGUGCUUUCCUGGGCGCUUUUCAAAGAACCGCCUGUCUAGUGACUACAGAGACGGCCUGUUUUGGUUAGACUAGACUUCGGUCUGAGUUGGCGUGCGUGUGUGCCACCUAGUCUCUCCCUGGCUCCAUCUGAGCGGCGUAGAAAAA
This is a messenger RNA of Prorocentrum cordatum, 1887 nucleotides long. The record is from the annotation of a GenBank genome assembly. Lineage: Eukaryota; Dinophyceae; Prorocentrales; Prorocentraceae.